Molecule: messenger RNA, 4074 nt
Organism: Triplophysa dalaica
Lineage: Eukaryota; Metazoa; Chordata; Actinopteri; Cypriniformes; Nemacheilidae
Product: mucin-2-like
Exons: 3
Source: RefSeq, a predicted model, not a curated record
ACAACUGAGGCUCCAACUACCACAACAACAGCUCCAACAACCUCAACUGAGACUCUAACUACAACAACAACAGCUCCAACAACCUCAACUGAGGCUCUAACUACCACAACAACAGCUCCAACAACCACAACUGAGGCUCCAACUACCACAACAACAGCUCCAACUACAACAACAACAGCUUCAACAACCACAACUGACGCUCCAACUACCACAACAACAGCUCCAACUACAACAACAACAGCUCCAACAACCACAACUGACGCUCCAACUACAACAACAACAGCUCCAACUACCACAACCGAGGCUGCAACUACCCCAACAACAGCUCCAACUACCACAACAACAGCUCCAACAACCACAACAACAGCUCCAACUACAACAUCAACAGCUCCAACUACCACAACAACAGCUCCAACAACCACAACUGAGGCUCCUACUACCACAACAACAGCUCCGACAAGCACAACCGAGGCUCCAACUACCACAACAACAGCUCCAACAACCACAACAACAGCUCCAACAACCUCGACUGAGGUUCCAACUACAACAACAUCAGCUCCAACUACCACAACAACAGCUCCAACUACCACAACAAUAGCUCCAACAACAAAAACUGAGUCUCCAACAUCAACAACAGCUCCAACUACCACAACAAUAGCUCCAACAACUGCAACUGACGCUCCAACUACCACAGCAACAGCUCCAACAACUUCAACUGAGUCUCCAACUACGACAACAACAGCUCCAACAACCACAACUGAGUCUCCAACAACAACAGCUCCAACUUCCACAACAACAGCUCCAACAACCACAACUGACGCUCCAACAACCAGAACUGAUGCUCCAACUACCACAACAACAGCUCCAACUACAACAACAACAGCUCCAACUACCACAGCAUCAGCUCCAACAACCACAACUGAUGAUCCAACUACCACAACAACAGCUCCAACAACCACAACUGAUGCUCCAACAACCACAACUGAUGCUCCAACUACAAAAACAAUAGUUCCAACUACCACAACUGACGCUCCAACUACCACAACAACAGCUCCAACUACAACAACAACAGCUUCAACAACCACAACUGACGCUCCAACAACCAGAACUGAUGCUCCAACUACCACAACAACAGCUCCAACUACAACAACAACAGCUCCAACUACCACAGCAUCAGCUCCAACAACCACAACUGAUGAUCCAACUACCACAACAACAGCUCCAACAACCACAACUGAUGCUCCAACAACCACAACUGAUGCUCCAACUACAAAAACAAUAGUUCCAACUACCACAACUGACGCUCCAACUACCACAACAACAGCUCCAACUACAACAACAACAGCUUCAACUACCACAACUGACGCUCCAACUACCACAACAACAGCUCCAACAACCUCAACUGAGGCUCCAACUACAACAAUAACAACAAUAGCUCCAACAAGCACAACUGAGGCUCCAACUUCAACAACAGUUCCAACUACAUCAACAACAGCUCCAACUACAACAACAAUAGCUCCAACAACCACAACUGAGGCUCCAACUUCAACAACAGCUCCAACUACCACAAAAGCAGCUCCAACAACCACAACUGACGCUCCAACUACCACAACAACAGCUCCAACAACCUCAACUGAGGUUCCAACUACGACGACAACAGCUCCAACAACCACAACUGAGUCUCCAACUACAACAACAACAGCUCCAACUUCCACAACAACAGCUCCAACAACCACAACAACAGCUCCAACAACAACAACAACAGCUCCAACUACCACAACAACAGCUCCAACUACCACAACAACAGCUCCAACAACCACAACUGACGCUCCAACUACCACAACAACAGCUCCAACAACCACAGCUCCAACUACCACAACAACAGCUCCAACUACCACAACAACAGCUCCAACAACCACAACUGACGCUCCAACUACCACAACAACAGCUCCAACUACAACAACAACAGCUCCAACUACAACAACAACAGCUCCAACUACCACAACAACAGCUCCAACUACCACAACAACAGCUCCAACUACCACAACAACAGCUCCAACAACCACAACUGACGCUCCAACUACCACAACAACAGCUCCAACAACCUCAACUGAGGUUCCAACUACAACAACAACAACAACAGCUCCAACAACCUCAACUGAGGCUUUAACUACAACAACAACAGCUCCAACAACCACAACAAUAGCUCCAACAACCACAACUGAGGCUCCAACUUCAACAACAGCUCCAACUACCACAACAGCAGCUCCAACAACCACAACUGACGCUCCAACUACCACAACAACAGCUCCAACAACUUCAACUGAGUCUCCAACUACGACAACAACAGCUCCAACUGAGUCUCCAACAACAACAGCUCCAACAACCUCAACUGAGGCUUUAACUACAACAACAACAGCUCCAACAACCACAACUGAGGCUCCAACUACCACAACAACAGCUCCGACUACCACAACAAUAGCUCCAACAACCACAACUGAGGCUCCAACUUCAACAACAGCUCCAACUACCACAACAACAGCUCCAACAACUUCAACUGAGUCUCCAACUACGACAACAACAGCUCCAACAACCACAACUGAGACUCCAACUACAACAACAACAGCUCCAACUUCCUCAACAACAGCUCCAACAACCACAACUGACGCUCCAACUACCACAACAACUGACGCUCCAACUACCACAACAACAGCUCCAACAACCUCAACUGAGGUUCCAACUACAACAACAACAGCUCCAACAACCUCAACUGAGGCUCUAACUACAACAACAACAGCUCCAACAACCACAACUGAGGCUCCAACAACCACAACAACAGCUCCAACUACCACAACAAUAGCUCCAACAACCACAACUGACGCUCCAACUUCAACAACAGCUCUAACUACCACAACAGCAGCUCCAACAACCACAACUGACGCUCCAACUACCACAACAACAGCUCCAACAACCACAACUGAGUCUCCAACUACAACAACAACUGCUCCAACUUCCUCAACAACAGCUCCAACAACCACAACUGACGCUCCAACUACCACAACAACAGCUCAAACUACAACAACAACAGCUCCAACUACCACAACAACUGAUUCUCCAACAACCACAACUGACGCUCCAACUACCACAACAACAGCUCCAACAACCUCAACUGAGGUCCCAACUACGACAACAACAGCUCCAACAACCUCAACUGAGGCUCUAACUACAACAACAACAGCUCCAACAACCACAACUGAGGCUCCAACUACCACAACAACAGCUCCAACUACCACAACAACAGCUCCAACAACAACAACAAUAGCUCCAACAACCACAACUGACGCUCCAACAACCACAACUGACGCUCCAACUACCACAACAACAGCUCCAACAACCACAACUGACGCUCCAACUACCACAACAACAGCUCCAACAACCACAACUGAGUCUCCAACUACAACAACAACUGCUCCAACUUCCUCAACAACAGCUCCAACAACCACAACUGACGCUCCAACUACCACAACAACAGCUCAAACUACAACAAAAACAGCUCCAACUACCACAACAACAGCUCCAACAACCACAACUGACGCUCCAACUACCACAACAACAGCUCCAACAACAUCAACUGAGGUCCCAACUACGACAACAACAGCUCCAACAACCUCAACUGAGGCUCUAACUACAACCACAACAGCUCCAACAACCACAACUGAGGCUCCAACUACCACAACAACAGCUCCAACUACCACAACAACAGCUCCAACAACAACAACAAUAGCUCCAACAACCACAACUGACGCUCCAACAACCACAACUGACGCUCCAACUACCACAACAACAGCUCCAACAACCUCCACUGAGGUUCCAACUACAACAACAACAGCUCCAACAACCUCAACUGAGGCUCUAACUACAACAACAACAGCUCCAACAACCACAACUGACGCUCCAACUACGACAACAACAGCUCCAACAACCACAACUGAGUCUCCAACUACAACAACAACAGCUCCAACUUCCACAACAACAGCUCUAACAACCACAACAACAGCUCCAACUACCACAACA